CCCAGAUAACGCAGUAUCUAGCUCUUUCUGAAGACAUUUGACAAACUCUAAAGACAUUCAUCACAAGAUGCCAGAACAGACUGAGCUUAUUCACACCUUCAAUGGCAUUCCUUUUUCUACAAGAGUAUCAAAAGAGCUUCUUCAGUCUCUAGACACCUUUGAAGCCAGAGAAGAUGACGUGUUAUUAGUUUCAUAUCCAAAAUCAGGCACGCACUGGCUUGCAGAGAUUAUGAAGAAUCUGUACCACAGCCACAAUGAAGACAGUGGGGUUAGCAAAGUGACACUGACAUCACCUUUGGAGUUCGGAGAUCUCUCCAAAUUCGAUGAGCUGAGAAACCUCCCCAACAAGAGGCUCAUCCCAACACACCUCAACUAUGAGAUGAUCCCAGUGCAGUUCAAAACAAAAAAAUGCAAGAUGAUUUAUGUGAUCAGAAAUCCUAAGGACACCGCUGUUUCAUUGUACCAUUAUUACAAGCAGAACCCCAAUCUGCCCAAGAUUGAGAAAUGGUCCACCUUUUUAGAAAUGUUCUUGAAAGGAGAAGUUGUGUGCGGUUCCUGGAUUGACCAUGUCCUUAGCUGGGAAAAGAGCAAAACUGAUGAAAAUGUCCUUGUUCUGUACUAUGAGUCCUUAAAGCAGGAUCUUCCAAAACAUGUCAAGGAGAUCAGCACGUUUUUGGGCAUCAAUGUCACUGAAGAUCAAGUCAAAGACAUUUCAAAGAAAUCUUCCUUCAGUGAAAUGAAAGAAAAGGCAGAAAAGGAGAAAGUGAAUCCAAACCACACAGUCUGUCCCUGUGAACACACAAGAGCCAGGAGACGUCUCAAGAGCACGGCACACCGACCCGGGAAAGCGGGCAUGGAGGGGGGUCCACUUAUAGAAGGGUCCGUGUCGUAA
Polyodon spathula (Mississippi paddlefish) is the source of this 892-nucleotide messenger RNA. RefSeq names its product sulfotransferase 6B1-like. Gene Ontology annotation, biological process: sulfation. Gene Ontology annotation, molecular function: sulfotransferase activity. Gene Ontology annotation, cellular component: cytoplasm. The transcript is spliced from 6 exons. Lineage: Eukaryota; Metazoa; Chordata; Actinopteri; Acipenseriformes; Polyodontidae. The record is from RefSeq and is a predicted model, not a curated record. Bases 68 to 892 code for a protein of 274 amino acids.